Molecule: messenger RNA, 714 nt
Organism: Dendrobium catenatum
Lineage: Eukaryota; Viridiplantae; Streptophyta; Magnoliopsida; Asparagales; Orchidaceae
Product: protein FAR1-RELATED SEQUENCE 5-like
Exons: 2
Coding region: 1-714 (237 amino acids)
Source: RefSeq, a predicted model, not a curated record
AUGGACUGCUCAGUGAAGAGGGAGGUGGAAGAGGGCAUGGAAGAGGGAGUGCAUGAAUCGGAAAGGAUGCAUGAAUCAGAAGGGCUGGUGCAUGAAUUGGAAUCAGAACCUAACUUAUCCGGAAAUUCCUCUGGUUUCAGCAUAUCGCGAAAGGAUCAUCACAGUUUUUGGCCAAAUUCUAGAAAGAUAAAAUCGAAGGACUUUGUUUGUUCAAAAGCUGGUUUCAAGAAAAGUAAUGAUCUUAAUUCAAGAAAGAGAUUCACUAGAUCAAAUGUCAGAACUGGUUGUCCAGCCAUGGUGAGGUUUGUCAUAGAUGAAAAUGGUUACUGGCAUGUCAAAAGAUUUAUUGAAUCCCACAAUCAUGAAUUAGCUAGCCCAGCCGACCGACACCUUUUGAGAUCAUGUAGGAAUGUUGUUGAGGAAAAAGCUUCCGUCCUAAAAUCGAUGACAGAUGCAGGGAUUAGAACCGUUGAUGCAUAUGCCUACCUUGUAGAGGAAGUUGGUGGAUGUGAGAAUGUCGAAUUCUCUAAGAGGGAUGCCUACAAUUUUAUUCAGAAGGAGAAAAGGGCAAGGAUUGAAAUUGGUGACACUAAUUCUUUGAUUCAAUUAUUUAAAGAUCGACAAGUUGAGGACCACAUGUUCGUAUGGGAUGCUCAAUAUGAUGAUCAUGAUAGAUUGUUAAUUUUUUCUGGGUUGAUGGCAGAAGCAGGAUAG